This is a messenger RNA of Microcebus murinus (gray mouse lemur), 2218 nucleotides long. RefSeq names its product DNA polymerase epsilon 3, accessory subunit (gene POLE3). Gene Ontology annotation, cellular component: CHRAC; epsilon DNA polymerase complex. Gene Ontology annotation, molecular function: protein heterodimerization activity; chromatin DNA binding. Gene Ontology annotation, biological process: heterochromatin formation; leading strand elongation; DNA damage response. Lineage: Eukaryota; Metazoa; Chordata; Mammalia; Primates; Cheirogaleidae. The record is from RefSeq and is a predicted model, not a curated record.
UGAGAAAGUCCCAGAAGUGGCGAUGACGUGAAACAGAAAACGGACCUGGGGAAGGACGUGCAGGGUACGGUGGGGCUGGACAGACCCGGCCGGGCGCAAAUCCCUGCAGCGUGGGAAGUUCGGAUGCACCUACGAUUUGAGGUGGAGGCAGGGCUGGGGAGGCGGAAGGCUAUGGCGCGCGGGGCACUAUGGAAGGCAACGUCAGGAACGUACGGCGGGACGGAAGCCUCUGAGGGUCAGACGGUAGCGACGCGGGAAGUCUGGACGCAGUAGCUGCCUGAAGAGGAGGCCUGAAGCUGAGGCUCGGUCCGGGCGGCGGCAAUGGCGGAAAGGCCGGAGGAUCUAAACUUGCCCAACGCCGUCAUCACCAGGAUCAUCAAGGAGGCGCUCCCGGACGGCGUCAACAUCUCCAAGGAGGCCCGGAGCGCCAUCUCCCGCGCCGCCAGCGUCUUCGUGCUGUACGCCACGUCCUGUGCCAACAAUUUUGCGAUGAAAGGGAAGCGCAAGACACUGAAUGCCAGUGAUGUGCUCUCAGCCAUGGAAGAGAUGGAGUUCCAGCGGUUUGUUACCCCGUUAAAAGAAGCUCUGGAAGCAUAUAGGCGGGAGCAGAAGGGCAAGAAGGAAGCUUCAGAGCAAAAGAAGAAGGACAAAGACAAAAAAACAGAUUCGGAAGAGCAAGACAAGAGCAGGGAUGAGGACAAUGAUGAAGACGAGGAAAGGCUAGAAGAAGAAGAACAGAAUGAAGAAGAGGAAGUGGACAACUGAAUAGGGUGGGAUACUGGCACCUUGGAAGGUACCACUCUGAGACUUGCUACAUGUCUCUGUGAAGCUUUUCCCUGCUGGGCAGAGUAGUCUUAGGCAGAAGUGCCUGAGAAGAUCAAAAUAAAACCUGACUAGAAUUAUCGCCAAAACCAGCACUUCCCAAACUCAAAGCAUCUGAGUAGUGGAAUCCUGUUUUGUUCAAUCAGUCUGAAGGUUAUGACUUUCUGGCAAGAGGGAUUCUGAAUGGCUAAUUAGUUUGAUCACUCUUGUUUACUUAUAUGUAUGGUUAGGUUGGUUUUGAUCUCCAGUUCCCCUGCUCCCCUCCAAAAGUAAUAAUAACUUCCGUGCUGCCUGCUGUGUUCCAGAUCACAGAGGCAGUCAAGGCUCAGGAAAAUUGGGGCUUUGAUCAUGGUCAGCCUAUAUUUGGUUGUACAGUGCUUGGCAAUAGUAGCUUAUUAAGAGUGUUCAAAACAAUAAAACUUAGAGAAACUGCUAAAAAGCUGUGGGAAAAUAAUGAAAUCUGUUGUCUCUUCACUUGACAGUAGCAUUAAUUGAAUUUUGUUUUCUAUAGACCCACUUGGUUUGGAGCCCUUUUGUGUUGCAUGUAGACAUUUGACCUGCUAGAGUGGCUGCACUCUGGGUACACAGGCCCUUAAAUCAGCAGUGUAGGUUGGAAUUAGUCAAGCAAAGGUGCUAAUGUCUUUCUUUUACAAAACAGAUGGUUUAGGCUUAGGUAUCUCAUUGCCUGCCUAACAUGCAGCUUUAGGAUUUAUCGACACCUCCUGGGAGGUGUAAAAUCCAGGCUUUCUCUUCUUUUUUUUUUUUUCUUUUUUCUUUUUUUUGUUUCUUUUUUGGGCUUUCUCUUCUUAUAGUCCCGUCUCAGACUUGUGACUAUGGUUUUUCAUUCUUCAAUUCAUGAUGAGUUCCAAACUUUAUUUCCUCAAUGCACAACUUUCUCCCUCUGUGCUUCUUGCUUACUGUCUUUCUUCUGCCUCUCCCCUGCUCCCCAUCCUCACUUUUCUUCUCUCUUUCCUUUUCUCUUAUCUACUGUCAGUCUAGGAACUUUGUUUACUUGCUUAAUAUUUCAGAGUGCAAGUUCCUCUGAUUCCUUAGUUCUAAUCUCAUGUCUUUUCAAAAUGGUUUUAUGAAACCCCUCUAAACCUUAAGGGAAAUCUGAUGGUGCUCAGGAAUCUAAUUCCCCCCAAACCAUCCCCUUUAACUGCUUCUAAAGUAUCUCUGUUGGCCUUUCUUAGCCUUUUUCUUUACAUUCAGUACUCCAAGCACUUUUUUGUUUGUCUCUAAGUUGAGCGCUUGGAGUUUGACAGGUAGUGAAGUGUAGUUUGACACUGUUAACUUGUUAAAUGAAUACAGUGAAAAGUUUGUUGAUAGAUGAGUGAAGAAUGUUGAGAAGAUUAUAAUGCUUUGUACCAAUAAAGAACAUUCUUGUUAAAAGUGA